Baudoinia panamericana UAMH 10762 is the source of this 2145-nucleotide messenger RNA. RefSeq lists its product as uncharacterized. The transcript has 4 exons. Gene Ontology annotation, molecular function: DNA-binding transcription activator activity, RNA polymerase II-specific; transcription cis-regulatory region binding. NCBI's taxonomy places the organism in Eukaryota, Fungi, Ascomycota, Dothideomycetes, Mycosphaerellales, Teratosphaeriaceae. The coding region runs from base 1 to 2145 and encodes 714 amino acids. Gene Ontology annotation, cellular component: RNA polymerase II transcription regulator complex. The record is from RefSeq and is a predicted model, not a curated record.
AUGGCUGGUCAGCAGCAAAGGCAAGCACCACACGCGCAAGGAGGACUACCCAACGUACCAUACCUCACCGACAACCAGCAGGAUCUGCUCUUGGCAGCACUCAGCUCGCAAGCCAAGGACAGGCAGAACGCCGCCAUCUCCCGACCUGGCAGUACCGGAGUUAACAAGCGCACUACUUCCGACUCACAACCAGGCAGUAUGAGCGGUAGCGCGCUGUUCAUGAGCCCGCAGGACGCGGAGCUCAACAACUUCGACGCCGACUACGAGCCAGAUCUCGACUAUCUGGACGGCGAUAACAGUUUCGAUUUCGACAACGCGGAUCUUGGCGGCGAGAUGAUCGGCGCCCUUCCCGGUGACAGCCAGGAUGACCUCAAUGGCCAUGGGGACUCGCAUGAGAAGCGCAAGAGUCCGGACGAGAAGGACGACGAUGAAGAAGGUGAUUCGAAGCGACAAGAGACGCAAGAUGGUGAGAAGAGCGCCAAGAAGCCGGGCAGGAAGCCGUUGACGAACGAGCCGACGACGAAGCGGAAAGCGCAGAACCGUGCAGCCCAGCGCGCCUUCCGCGAGCGCAAGGAGAAGCAUUUGAAGGAUCUCGAAACGAAGGUGACUGAGCUCACCAAGACGCAAGAAGCGGACAAGCACGAGAAUGGCCUGCUCAAAGCCCAAGUCGAGCGCCUUCAGUCCGAGCUGCGCGAUUAUCGCAAGCGACUGUCUCUGAAUAACGGCCCGGGCGGUCUCCGCGGCUCUCCGCCACUCAAUGCUUAUACCGGACCCGUCCGCAGCAACAGCGGCGGUCCGUCAUACGGAGGCGGGUUCCAGUUCGACUUUCCCAAGUUUGGUGCUCUGCCUGGCAGCCAGAUCUUCGGCAAUACCGAGCCAACGCAGCAGAGCAACACAACAACAACACCACCACCACCAGCGAUUCCGUGUGACCCAAACACGUCCGGUGGUGUAAGCGGCUUGCCAGGUCUCAUCCCAACCCAGGUGCAGCGUCAAGACAGCCAAAACAGUGCUCGCAGCAUGAGCCCACGUAAUGCGACCCCAACACGCAACAACUCCCAAACAAGCACGCCGCAGACGAGUGGCAAUGCCUUCCCCUCGUCUUCUGCCAGCAAUGGCGUGAGCAACUUCGACGCCACAAACGGCGGCGAAAGCACAGCCGGCUUGAACCGCGUCUUCCAGUUCAACAGCGGCAGUAGUGCAAGCGACAGCGCCUCGCCAAGUGGUAGCAGCACCAGCCAGUGGAACGCUCAAGCCAAUAGCUCCUGCGGCACAUCACCGGAACCAUCCCACGAGAGUCCCGGCCACAAAGCCAACAAUAGUGGAGUAGAGACGUACAACGACAAGAACGACACCUCGCGCCACUCAUCCAACUCCCUCCCCACAUACACCUCAGAAGACCCGCACGCAUCCACCAGCCUAUCCAACAUCAACCUCACGAACAGCAACCUCGACUUCAGCAUCCCCUCAAACACCACCUUCGACCCCGUCCUCUUCAACGACUACCGCGAUCCCACCCUCGACCCCACCUUCGGCGGCACCGACUUCUCCAAUGGCGGCUUCUUCGACGAUACUUUCAACACCACCGCGCCCUUCGAUUACGGCUCCCCCAGCAACCUCUUCGGGAUCUUGCAGAGCCCGCAGCAGAGCAGCGCCACGCUUGGCAGUACUGUGACUCCGAGUGUGAAUAAUGCGAACAAUGCACCGAUGUCCAGUGCCAAUCUCAUGGCGCAGAUGGAUAAGGCGAGGGAUGGCGGGGAUGACGAUUAUGGUUUGCCUGGUAGUGGGAUGCAACCGCAAGCCCAGCAGCAGCAGCAGAAGACGAAGCUGAUCAGUUGCAACAAUAUCUGGAACCAACUGCAAUCCAACCCCUCCUUCCAAAACGGCACCUUCGACCUCGACAGCCUGUGCUCCGAACUCCGCGCCAAAGCCCGCUGUUCCGAGUCCGGGGUCAUGGUAUCGCAAGACCACGUCGACGCGGCGCUGAAGAAGCUGGGCAAGAAGGAUGAGAGUAGUGGGCGGUUCAUGCCGAACAUGGAUGCCGGCACGGGAGGGGUGGUGGAGGCGCCGAGCCUGAUGUUCGAGCAGGAGAGCUGGGAUAAAGUUUUGAGGAAGCUUGGUGGGGGUGGUGGUGGGGGGCAGUAG